Messenger RNA from Mizuhopecten yessoensis (Yesso scallop), 2278 nucleotides. RefSeq lists its product as uncharacterized. The annotation marks the transcript as partial. The record is from RefSeq and is a predicted model, not a curated record. The transcript has 6 exons. NCBI's taxonomy places the organism in Eukaryota, Metazoa, Mollusca, Bivalvia, Pectinida, Pectinidae.
AUGAGGGAGGGAGACAAUAUCGCUGUAGAAGAUGAUGAUGAUGAUGAUGAUGAUGAUGAUAAAUGGACUGCAGAGGGUGACUACAAGGAUAUAGCCUCUACAGAGGAGGGUGAAGACGAUGAUGAAGGCACUACAGAAGAUGAGGACAUGGACAUAAACACUGCAGAGGAUGAGAACAAAGACAGAAGCACUACAGGUGAUGAGAACCAGGAAAAAGGCACUGCAGAGGAUGAGGAUAUGGAUAUCAUGGAAGAUGAAUUGAUUGUGCCAGACAGUGCUGAGGAUGAUGACAAAUCAGACAUUUAUCCUGCUUUAAAUUCUUCUUCUGUCCUUUUAUGCAAGGAAAGUCUUGAUUCUGAUGAGGAGUCCAAUGAUGUCCCUGAAGAAGAUUCUAUUUCCAGAGAUGUCAACCACAGAGGCGUAUAUGUCAAAUUAGUUGUGAAAAAUGGUUAUACUAACUUGGGGAAGCGAAAAAAGUCUGACCGUGUUUAUAAUUCAACACAUCCGUGUCCACUUUGUGAUAAAACUGUCACUAACUUUUCCCACCAUAUACUUUCAAAAAAACAUGCUAAUGAUGCCGAUGUGACGAAGAUAGGAACUCUGUCUGGGAAAGAAAAGAAAGUUGCCAUUCAGAAAAUGCGCUUGAAGGGAUCACACAAACACAAUAUGAAAGUACUUAAAGAGAAGAAAGGGGAAAUAUUUUUGUUAAGAAGGUCAAGUAAUAAAAAAACAGAUGGAGUGCUUGGGGAGGAGGAUGAGGAGGAAGAUGAGAAUCAAAGUGACUGCAUGGCUACAUUUGAUAUGAGCAAAUAUGGACCGUGCCCAGAGUGCUUAGGAUGGGUCCUAUUGAAGUCAAUCAAGAGACACAUGAAAACUUGCUGUGUUAGCAAAGACCCAACAUCAAGUAAAUGUCAACUGAUUGUUCAGUCAGACUUGUUGUCAGAGAGGAUAACAGAGGAGGCUUCAAAAGCUUUGGUAUCAGAGACAUUUACAAUCAUGCAACAAGAUGAGGUGGCAAAGGUCGCAAAAAAUGAUAGUCUCAUUGUUACUCUAGGGAACACUUCCAUGUUGAGGAACGCAGGUAACAAGGUGAUGCGUAGGUAUUACACAUCCUCAGUUAUGAGGUUGGCUGCAAAAUUUAAAAUGGAAUUAUUAGGGAUGGAUUGUACUGAUCUAAGGGAAGAGAAAAACAAGGAUGAUUGUGACCAAGGGGAAGGGAAAGACGGUAAUUCAAUGAAAAAAGAACUGAGUGAAUUUCUUCGUCCACAGUGUUUUGACAUGAUUGUAGCAGCAGCAUUGAAAUGUAGUUGUCAAGAUGCAAUGGAUGAAGAGGAUCUGAAAACACCCAGCAAUGCACUCAAAUUGGGAUAUGAUAUAAAGAAAAUGGUGUCUGCAAAACUUGGGAGAGCCCUCAUGAAAGAUGAUGCAGGAAAUCAGAAAGAUGCAGAAGGCUUAUUAAAGCUUAUGGAUAUGGAAUGGGGAGUACGUGUUAACAAACUUGCCAGAAUAGCUCUGACAGAGCGGUCCUUCAAUGCAGAAAGACAGCUUCCUCUUCCAGAAGACAUUAAGAAGCUUUGCGCAUAUCUACUGACAGAAAUUGGGAAACUGGACUUGACUGAUUGUUCCUAUGAGAAUUUUCGUAAAGUUGCAACAUUGUCACUGGCGAGGACUGGCAAAGGAGUACCUGUCCUUAUUCCAGCAGAUGUGAGAGAUACCAUGAACUUUUUGAAUAAUCCCGAAGUGCGACAGCAAUGCAUUGAAGAUGUCAAUCGAUAUGUGUUUGCAAAUUCAAACAUUGGAGUGAUCCGAGCUUAUGAUGCCAUAAGGACAGCAGCCAAUCAAGCAGGACUUCAAAUGCCACACCUAAUCAGAACUAGCAACAUGAGGAAGUAUUUUGCCACAAUGUUACAGGCAUUUGAUACAACAGAGGCGGAGAGACAGUGGGUAGUUGACCAUUUAGGCCAUACGAUGGAUGUCCACCGAUUCCAUUACAGACAAACCUCUGAUUUGCUUGAACGUGUUGAUGUUGCCAAGCUUCUGUUGAUCCAGGAUCUGGAUCUCUUUGAUGCCACUGAUGAUUCGAAUACCUCAUGCUCUUCAGCAUCAGCUACAGUGACCUCUAGCUCCACCACAUCUUCAAUGAAUUCAUCAGGCUCAGCUAGCUCCUCAUCUUCAGAUGGAGUUUUGUCCAAAUCCCCUGCUCAAAACACAAUCUAUGAUGAGGAUUUUAUUCCUUAUUCAUCCAAUUCCGAUGAAGAUGAUGAUAGCAUUUCACCAG